AAAAAAAAAAAAAAAAAAAAAAAUGUACAUGUAAAUUGUAUGUGGAGAAGAAGAUAACUUUAUUUUCUUUUUUUCUUUUUUAUAUUCUUUUUUUUCUGCUAGUUGUAAAUGAUUAAUCUAAUGGAACCACCUACACAAGUUGGAGCUGCUAUUCCAGCUCAUACACCACAUGCUGUUUCUGUUAUGUUUCCAACUUGGCAAGAUAAUAUUUAUUAUGAAGAAGGGAACCCAAUUGUCACUUCAAAAAUGGAAUGUGGUUAUCCUCGUUUCUUUAUUCAUCCUUUCAUUCAAAAAUUAUGUAGUUAUGUAGUUGCAAAAUUUGGUAAAGAGGAUGAAACAGGCAUGCUCUUCCCUUCUCAUAAAGUAGCUGAACAAUGUAGAUCUUUUAUGAACCGUUAUUAUGAUCAUCAUCAUCAAGGAUCUACUACAGGAGCAGCAAUACGUAUUGCAGAAUUCGAAAUUACUCCACAAGAGAUAUCGAAUGAAAUUCAAAGAGUUCCAAUUCAUAUCGUUCUGUUCCCUAAGGAUGCUUUCCCAAUCGCUAAGCAAUUUUGGCAGCAUUCGGGUAAUAUUAUCUCUUCUCGUAUGGCAGAAUAUUGUCUGCGGAUAAUAGAUAAUAAUCAAGAGAAGGAUAGAGAAGGAAAAGAGACUAAGAAUAGGGAUAUGACUGUACCUCGAUUUACAAUGGGAGGACGUAGUCGAACUCAUUAUAAUAAAUCAAAUAUAAAAUUGAAAAGAACAGAAAAAAGAGAAGAGGAAGAAGAAGAUGAUGAUGUUGAACAAAAUCUGUAUCUUGAAGAGCGUUAUGGAAGAAAUCUACCUGCCAAGUUUGCUUUAAAUGCAAAGCAAGCUUUGAGACGAAGAAUUGCUGGCGUUUUGAGUGAGAGAGAGGAUACAGAUGAUUUAAAGAAACAAUGUGAAAUGAAGGGAGAUCGAGGUAUCAGAGGCUUGUCGGAAGAGGAUGUUUACUUGUAUCCUUGUGGAAUGAGUGCAAUUUAUCAUGCACAUCAACUCGCCAUGAAUAUAGGGGACACAUCUUUAAAAAGUGUAUGCUUCGGAUUCCCAUAUACAGAUACUUUAAAAAUUCUACAGAAAUGGGGAGCAGGUUGCUAUUUUUAUGGUUUAGGAGAGGAUAAAAGCAUGGAUGAAUUAGAAGCUCUUUUACAGUCGGGUGAAAGAGUUCUAAGCUUAUUUUGUGAGUUUCCAUCUAAUCCAUUAUUAAAGUCUCCAGAUAUAAAACGUCUUCGUCGUUUAGCAGAUACAUAUCAUUUUUUACUUGUCGUAGAUGAAACCAUUGGUAACUUUUGUAAUGUUGCUGUACUUGAAUGGGCUGAUAUGGUUGUUAGUAGUUUGACAAAAAUAUUUUCUGGUGACUCUAAUGUAAUGGGAGGAAGUAUGAUUUUGAAUCCAAAUGGAGUUUAUUACGCUCAAUUAAAAGCAUUGUUGAAACAAAAUUAUGAAGACUUGGUAUGGUUCGAAGAUGCUGUCUUUUUAGAACGAAAUUCUCGAAACUUUAAAGAACGAUCACAUAUUAUUAAUCAAAAUGCAGAAGCACUAUGUGAUUUUUUAGUAAAUCAUCCAAAAGUUGAAAAAGUAUUUUAUCCAAAGUAUGUAUGCAGAGAACAUUUUGAUUCAAUCAAAAUAAAUACAGAUACAGCAGGUUAUGGUGGAUUAUUUUCUGUUUUGUUAAAAGAUGAGAAAAGUGCUGCCACAUUUUAUAAUAACUUACAUUGUGCUAAGGGACCUUCGUUGGGUACAAAUUUUACUUUAUGUAGUCCUUAUACCAUUCUUGCUCAUUACAAUGAAUUAAAUUGGGCAGAACAAUAUGGUGUGUGUCGAUAUUUGGUUCGUGUUAGCGUUGGUUUAGAAGAUAAAGAAAAAUUAUUACACAUGUUUUCAGAAGCAUUAAAUGCUAUAGAAUAAAAAUAAAUUAUUGUUUUUUUUUUAAAUUUCUAUAAAUUAUAUUUAUUGUUGUAAUAAAAAUACAUUUAUAAAAUUACAGAAAGAAUGAUGGCAUCUAAUAUUUAUAAAUAUUAGAAAAAAAAAAAUAAAGAAUAAAAAUAAGAUGAUAAUACAAAAUUACUAGUAAUACAUGGUUGAUAAUAAAAAUAAUAAUAAAAAAUUAAAGAGUAGAAAUGUAAAAAAAAAAAAUAAA
Cokeromyces recurvatus is the source of this 2155-nucleotide messenger RNA. Its product is annotated as pyridoxal phosphate-dependent transferase. Gene Ontology annotation, biological process: transsulfuration. The record is from RefSeq and is a predicted model, not a curated record. Bases 109 to 1923 code for a protein of 604 amino acids. NCBI's taxonomy places the organism in Eukaryota, Fungi, Mucoromycota, Mucoromycetes, Mucorales, Mucoraceae. Gene Ontology annotation, molecular function: pyridoxal phosphate binding; cystathionine gamma-synthase activity. The transcript is spliced from 5 exons.